Molecule: messenger RNA, 1362 nt
Organism: Ilyonectria robusta
Lineage: Eukaryota; Fungi; Ascomycota; Sordariomycetes; Hypocreales; Nectriaceae
Exons: 2
Coding region: 1-1362 (453 amino acids)
Source: RefSeq, a predicted model, not a curated record
AUGGAGCGAGACGUCCGGCGUGGCCGUGGCCAGUGGAGAGGAUGCCAUUCUUUUCGCGACAUUUUCUGCGACGACGCAGCUGGACCGGGCACCCCGUACAAGAGGCACGGUGGUCUCAAGAUGGGCCACACCUACUAUUACUAUUACGAGGUGGAUGGUGCCGUCGAGACUCACAACACUGCUCUGCCUUCAACAACUGCCUGCCCAUACAUGCCUGGCCAGACCGUCAACACCAUGAUCGUUCCUGUCGAGCAGGCUCUCCGGAAGCGAAGUGCAUCUCUCAGCUCCAUGCGUCUCACCGACUUCAUGACUAUGGACCCCGAGUCCAAAUUCGUCACUCCUCGACCCACUCCCUCAGCGAUGGCCGACAACGCAACCUUGCGCUUAGGCUCAUCGCCAUUGCUCAACCACAAAUCAUCGUCUCGAUCACUCUCACCGGCCCCUGCAUGGAAACGAUUCUUCUCUCGAAAGGUGACGAGUCGCGAUGAUGAACGUGGCCGAUCACCAGUCCGCGAGAGCAAUCCUCGCUCAGUUCCCGACGACUCGGAUGUCCGAUGCACAACUCCAUCUGAAGGCACUCGCACCAGAGACAUCUCCCCCGAGUCCCUCCGCCGCUUCCUGUCUGAUGAUGUUCCAUCCCGACCUGGUUCCAACCUCAGUGUGAGACCGACCUUGGUCAUCCCCGAUGAGACACCCGAGGAGAACGACAAUGACGAGGACAACGAUGACGAUGACAACUUUGCAACGUCUGCCGUCUCCGAGAAUCCGGCUUAUACUACCGGCCUGACUCCUCCCCCCUUUAGGCGCACUGCAUCUUCCGAAUCCGUUGGUCGUGUCAUUAACUCCCGUUCUCUCACUCUCAUGCCCACGAGGCCUUCGAACUUGACCGUGUACGAGACCCAGGAGGUGCCGGCAUCUGCUGUCAUCCCGUCCCGGCCCAAGCUGGAGACCUCUCGCUUAACAUUGUCUACCUCAUCGAGCUACUUCGCGUCUCCCGUUUCUCCCCAGUACCCCGACGAAGAUGCUCAGGCUUUCUACUACGACUUGACCGACGAUGAGGACGACAUGUUGUCGAGCAACAACAGCGAUAUCAUCUCCUUCCAGCCCACGGCUAGCACGUCAACUAAGACGGAGUCUUAUGAGUGUUACAGCCUCCCCGAGCCGGAGGAGAAGAGAAGCAAGAUCGUUGGACCUCAGUCUACGUACGCUAAGAUCAACUCUCCUACCCUCCUCUCCCGUGCCCAUGUCGACCUCUCCGUCAGCGGCACCAACCUCCUGGGCUCGCCCAUUGAUAACGGCCUGGAUGAUUUUGCCAACGAGCUGAGUUGGAUAGUUGACGUGAUUGGCAACAAGCGCGACUGA